AUGGUCUUCAUCUUCGGCGUCAACUUCCUCGAAGGCGCCCUCGUAAACCGCUCCCUCCUCUCCUUCUACGGCAUCGGCCCCAAAGUCUGCGAACGCCUCAUGGCCCGCUUCCACAUCCACAAGACCGCGCGCAUCCGAGACCUCUCCGACCGACAGAUAAACAACAUGGCGGGCGAACUGAGCACGAUGACGUUGGAGAAUGACCUGAGAAGGCAGCUGCAGGAUAAUAUUAAGAGGUUGAGGGAUAUGGGGAGUUAUAGGGGACGGAGACAUGCGAUGGGGCUGCCGGUUAGGGGGCAGAGGACGAGGACGCAGAUUAUGACGGCAAGGAAGUUGAACAGGGUGGAAAGGAAGACUUAA
Molecule: messenger RNA, 360 nt
Organism: Zasmidium cellare ATCC 36951
Lineage: Eukaryota; Fungi; Ascomycota; Dothideomycetes; Mycosphaerellales; Mycosphaerellaceae
Exons: 3
Coding region: 1-360 (119 amino acids)
Biological process (GO): translation
Cellular component (GO): mitochondrion; small ribosomal subunit; ribosome
Molecular function (GO): structural constituent of ribosome; RNA binding
Source: RefSeq, a predicted model, not a curated record